AUGCAAGGUACCACGGCUUCUGGAUUCGUUGAUUUCUACGAAUCUAACAGGGAUAGCUUGCCUUCUACACCCAUCAACCCCUCCAUCAAGGUCAUUGCGCCUUGGCGUCUUUCUGAGCUCUACCAGCGUUUCCAGGGCCGCAACGACCUCCUCGACUAUGCUGCCGAGAAGGGCAUCCCGGUUACCUCCACCAAGGCCAAGCCCUACUCCAUGGACGACAACUUUGCCCACUGCUCCUACGGGGCUGGCAUACUCGAGGACCCCAAUGUCACCCCCCUGAAGGGCUUGUGGACCAAGACCGUCUCGCCCCUCAAGGCUCCGGAUGCUCUCUUGGACAUCACCAUCCACUUCGAAAAGGGCCUUCCCGUCAAGGUCGCUACCCCUGAGCAGACUGCGGCUAUUCCAGGAUAUAACAGCAAAACCGCAUUACGGUUGGCGUAG
Colletotrichum destructivum is the source of this 441-nucleotide messenger RNA. Its product is annotated as Putative argininosuccinate synthase, rossmann-like alpha/beta/alpha sandwich. Gene Ontology annotation, molecular function: argininosuccinate synthase activity; ATP binding. Lineage: Eukaryota; Fungi; Ascomycota; Sordariomycetes; Glomerellales; Glomerellaceae. Gene Ontology annotation, biological process: L-arginine biosynthetic process; urea cycle. Bases 1 to 441 code for a protein of 146 amino acids. Gene Ontology annotation, cellular component: cytoplasm. The transcript has 5 exons. The record is from RefSeq and is a predicted model, not a curated record.